Messenger RNA from Guillardia theta CCMP2712, 1488 nucleotides. RefSeq lists its product as hypothetical. The transcript is spliced from 8 exons. The record is from RefSeq and is a predicted model, not a curated record. NCBI's taxonomy places the organism in Eukaryota, Cryptophyceae, Pyrenomonadales, Geminigeraceae. Bases 1 to 1488 code for a protein of 495 amino acids.
AUGGAUCAUACCAGGCUCUCUCAGCGAUCAGUGUCCUCUGCCGGAUCAGGCAAUUCAAACGCGACGGCUUCCUCACGGUCGCUGGGCAAGUACAAGAGGGUAAGUGGGAACGGCGGAGUAGAUGAAUCACUCUUUGGGCCAACAAGCGACAGAUCUGCACGGCCAUCAGAGAACAGGGCCACGAGAUCACAGAAGACCGUGCGCAAGCUCGAGAAGAACGAGAAGGUGGAGAUGGACUCUGUCGUCAUCACCCAGGACGAGAUGGAUCGAAUCAGAAGAGCGGCUCGUGCUGAAACCUUGAAUCAAGCUGAGAGUCGUCGGCGGGAGGAACAAGAGAUGCGAGCGGCUGCGCAGGCCAAGGCGAAGGAGAGGAAGGAGAGGAUGCUGGCGAUGGAGGCGAGCAGGAAGGCCCACUUGGAGAAGUCAGACUUGGAGCUCGAAGACGAGGAGCUGGCGGCGAUGUUGCACUCGAAUGCCGAGAAGGCGAAACUGGAGCAGAGUGAUGCUGUGAAGCAAAUGAAUCAGAUGACUCUGUACGCCAAAUGCGUGACGAUCCGAGACGCUCAGUUGCUGGAGAAGCAGAUGAUAAUCAAGGAUCAGCAGGAGCAAGAGAGAGAAUUCGAGAGAAAGAUUGAAGCCGAGAGAAACAAGGCGAUCAGGUUGGCUGAAGAGCGCGAAGUGCAGAAGAAGCAGGAGCGGUUGCGCGGCGCUCAGAUCAUUCAAACUCAGAUCCAGCAGCGAGAGCAGGAGAGGAUCAGGGAGAUGGAACAACUGGACAUGGAGAGAGAAGCCAUGCUCAAGAAAGCUGAAGAGAUCAGACAGCAAGAGAUGGAGCGAGAGGCUGAGCGCAAGCGAGCGGCGCAAGAAAUGCUGGCCGAAGCUGCUCAAGCCAACAAGGAGCAGCUGGAGAGGAAGCGACAGAUGAAGCAGGCUCAGGAGGAGGAGGAGAUGAGGAUAGCGGCAUACAUCGCUGAAAGGGAUAGAAAAGAGCAAGAGAGGCAAGAAGAGCUCGAGGCUGAGCACAGAAGGAAAGCAGAGGAGGUGGCAAGGCUUCGGGCGAUGCAGGAGAAGCAGAACGACAGGGCUGCUGAGAUGGACGCUCUCCGUGCUAAGCGCGCGGCGGAGGAUUAUGAGCGCUCAUGGCGCGAGAGGGAACGAGCUGAGGCGGCCAGGAAGCAGCAGCAGCUCGAGGAUAUCCAGCGAUCGAGGGAUGAGAUGCAGAGGCAGAAACAGGCUGUCAUGUCUCAGGCCGCCCAGAUGGAGAAGGAGCAGUUCCAGAAGAUCCUCCACAUUGCUGAGAACAUGGAGAAGAAGGCGAGGCAGAGGCAGGAAUUCCUGGACGAGGGUGCUAAGGUCCGAUAUGAGAUUGAGAAGGAGCGCAUGAGAAUAGAGAAGAUCAAGCAGAACAAGAUCAAAGACCUCAAGACCCUCGGAGUCCCUGACAAGUACCUUGCGCAGCUCCAGAACGUCAAAGUCAAUGUAUCCUAG